Neoarius graeffei (lesser salmon catfish) is the source of this 1610-nucleotide messenger RNA. RefSeq names its product ubiquitin-conjugating enzyme E2A (RAD6 homolog) (gene ube2a). The transcript is spliced from 6 exons. Gene Ontology annotation, biological process: proteasome-mediated ubiquitin-dependent protein catabolic process; DNA repair; protein polyubiquitination. Lineage: Eukaryota; Metazoa; Chordata; Actinopteri; Siluriformes; Ariidae. The coding region runs from base 151 to 609 and encodes 152 amino acids. Gene Ontology annotation, cellular component: HULC complex. The record is from RefSeq and is a predicted model, not a curated record. Gene Ontology annotation, molecular function: ubiquitin conjugating enzyme activity.
CGCACUGCAGACAGCGAGGCGACGCUCGCGCGCAGGAAGCUAAUGCUAACAGCAGCCGCCUGAGCGCCACGAAACUCCACAGUUUAUCCGGAUUUAAAACCACGGACGGCGAUACCUUAUGGUUAAGUUUUUGUUUUCGAAUUAAACAAGAUGUCUACCCCAGCACGACGGCGUUUAAUGAGGGAUUUUAAACGGCUGCAGGAGGAUCCGCCUGCAGGAGUUAGCGGAGCGCCUUCAGAAAAUAAUAUAAUGGUCUGGAACGCUGUCAUUUUUGGCCCGGAGGGGACACCUUUUGAAGAUGGAACUUUCAAACUAACAAUAGAAUUCACAGAAGAGUAUCCGAACAAACCACCUACAGUCCGAUUUGUAUCCAAAAUGUUUCACCCCAAUGUUUAUGCAGAUGGUAGUAUAUGUUUGGACAUUCUUCAGAACCGGUGGAGUCCAACAUAUGACGUUUCUUCAAUUUUGACAUCUAUACAGUCUCUACUGGAUGAGCCAAACCCAAACAGUCCUGCCAACAGCCAGGCUGCCCAGCUGUACCAGGAGAACAAACGAGAAUAUGAGAAGCGCGUGUCUGCCAUUGUGGAACAGAGCUGGCGGGAUUGUUGACCCCAAACAGUACAGCGUACGGACAAUAUUCUGCCUCAGCUAUUGAGAGGAAAACCAUCUCGCACAGAAAAUUAUAUCCAUGUUUUGAAUACUCUUCUUGCUCUAGAGUUCUCUGUUCUGUAGCUGUUGCAAAGUUAGUGCUGUUGUGUCCUGGUCUCCCUCUUCAUGCUGAGUCCUACUCGUGGACAAGGAUGUUUCUUAAUUUAACCAAAUGUACCUUGCCAUCUCAAAGUUACAAGCUUUUUUUUGUGUGUGUGUGUGUGUGUGCGAGUGAGAGAGAGUGUUGAUCUCUGUUCAGGAGUUUGUGAUGAGAUGCUGUCUAGUUUUGGGUUGAUCUUGUACUGUGAGCUGAUUGCAUUAGAUUAUUAACUGGAUAUGAAGGGAUGCUCAGGUUGGCGGUUCCAGUGUAUCAAGCUUUAUCGAAGGUCCCUGCUUGCAUCUAUUGGCUUCUUUAUAUUUUGUUACAAAAUACUUUUUUAUUGGCCUCAGUCCAGCUUUACUGUCAAGAUGGUUUUGGAGGAAGAACCCAGAUUUAUAUAGAAAUUUCUGUAUUUUUAAAAUUUAGAUAUCACACUUGACCUGAAAAGCUUGAGGCUGUUUUGUUUUUUUUGGGGGGGGGGAAAUACUGGUCACCUUUUAACCUAGAAUACAAGUGUUUGGUUUCUCUUCUCCCCCCUUCCCUUUUCUAUAAAAGGCUGACCAUAAGAGGUCUAGGAUCUGAAAUGUGAAACAAUAGUAAUUUUCAAACUAUUGAUUUUUUUACUUGUAUCCCAAUUACAUGGCCAUUUUCUUCAAUUCUAAUUUGAGUGCAGGGUUUGUUUGUUUUUUAUAUAAUGGCCACCUCUAGAUUACUUGUCAGUGCUUUGGCAUGAUGUGUGUUUUUAUGCAAUAUUUGAGUUCUUUAGUUUUUUUUUUUUUUUAAAUGCACAUUCUAGAGUUGCAUUUGUACUCAGUGUAAGAAACUGUACAUUUUCUCACUUGUAAAUAAAUAGUAAAUUAAU